Messenger RNA from Poeciliopsis prolifica (blackstripe livebearer), 2478 nucleotides. RefSeq names its product nucleobindin-2-like. Lineage: Eukaryota; Metazoa; Chordata; Actinopteri; Cyprinodontiformes; Poeciliidae. Gene Ontology annotation, cellular component: endoplasmic reticulum-Golgi intermediate compartment; extracellular exosome. Gene Ontology annotation, molecular function: calcium ion binding. Bases 181 to 1524 code for a protein of 447 amino acids. The transcript is spliced from 14 exons. The record is from RefSeq and is a predicted model, not a curated record.
ACCUGCGGCUUGUAUUGGUGGCAGACAGAUGACGGCUGUCAACAGGCUCCGAUGAAUCUCAGGCUGCGCGAAGAGCACUUAACGGUGGAAGCUCGGUGAGGAAUAAGAAGAGGAAGUAAGUCUGACUUGACACGAAGUGCGUCUCUGGCUGAGUUGUUGUCCUACUGUAGCAGAACUUAAAUGAUGGUGAGGAGUAGAACCUUGGCCCACUGCGGGCUGGUGCUGCUCAGUUUGUGGUUGUGCAUCCACUCAGUGCCCAUCAGUGUGGAGAAGGCCAAAGACAAGCCAGAGGUGGAGCAGCUGGAGCCACCGCAGAGCACCGACACCGGUCUGCACUACGACCGCUACCUCAGGGAAGUCAUCGAGUACCUGGAGAAAGACCCCCACUUCAGAGAAAAGCUGAAAAACGCCAAUAUGGAUGACAUCAAGCAAGGCAAACUCUCCAAAGAGCUGGACUUUGUUCAGCACAAUUUCCGAAGCAAGCUGGACGAGCUGAAGAGGGAGGAGAUGAACCGGCUGCGGUUGCUAAUCAAAGCCAAACACGACCUCCAGGAGGGGAACGGGAACACACGGGACCACCAGGCCCUGCUGAAGCAGUUUGAGCACCUCAACCACAUGAACCCACACACUUUUGAGGUGGAGGACCUGGAUCGCCUUAUUCAAUCGGCAACAAAAGAUCUGGAGAACUAUGACAAGGAACGCCAUGAUGAGUUCAAGCGGUAUGAGAUGAUGAAGGAGCACGAGAGGAGGGAGCGCUUGAAAACGCUGAACGAGGAGGACCGGAAGAAGGAGGAGCAGCACUAUGAAGAGAUGAAGAAGAAGCACGCCAGCCAUCCCAAAGUUAACCACCCUGGCAGUGAAGACCAGCUGAAAGAGGUGUGGCAGGAGUCAGACGGUUUGGACCCAGAGAACUUUGAUCCCAAAACCUUCUUCAAAAUGCACGACAGCAAUGGAGACGGCUUCUUUGAUGAAAGUGAGCUGGAAGCUCUCUUUACAAAAGAGCUGGAGAAAGUGUACAACCCUGAGAACGAGGAGGACGACAUGGUUGAGAUGGAGGAAGAGCGGCUGAGGAUGAGGGAGCAUGUCAUGAAUGAGGUGGACACAAACAAAGACAGGCUGGUGUCAAUGAGUGAGUUCAUAGCAGCAACCAAGAAGACGGAAUUCCAUGAGAAAGAUGAGUGGGGGACUUUAGAUCAAAACCCUGCUUACACCGAGGAGGAGCUGAGAGAGUACGAGCAGCAAAUCGCCAACGAGGAGGACGACAUCAACGCCAAGACGGCCGAGCUGCAGAAACAGAGGGAGGAGCUAGAAAGAAAACAGGAAGAACUAAACGUUCAGAAGUCAGGGCUAAAACAGGCAAUGGAAGAAAUGGAAAAGAUCAAAGCGCAGAGUUUAAAAGCUGAAGUAAAACAGCCCGGAGGCGCAAUGGCCGAGGGGAAACCGGCACCAGUCGUACCAGGAAACGCCCAGCCUCUGCCUCCUGGUCACCAACAGCAGGAUGUGCCAGUGCCAGGACACUCCUAGGCCUCCCCUCCCCAUCACCCUGUCUGUUAAUGAGUGAGCGUCUUUGUGCAUUUUCUUUUUGUGAACCAAUUUUUCUGUUUAAAAAACUAACGUCCUGAUUUAAAAAAAGCCCAAAAGCAUUACGCGCCCCCUGAAGGAAGCCGAUUCAGGGAUCAGGUUUAGCGCCAGUGCCAACCGUCCCUUUGCUAGCCAAAUCAGCUGAACGAGCCAGAGUUUUCCUUCCGGACAAUCGCUUCUUUUGUUUUGAGUAUUUCAAACUUCCAUCCCAACAAGGACUCUGUGUCCAUUGUGGGAAAAUUCUCUGUAAAUGAAGGUUUGUUUUUUUUUUGCAGGCACUGCGGUUUGCUUUGGGUGACAUUAUCUACAGCAAACAUUACAAAUAUGUGUUUUUGUUGUUCAGAAAUAAUCUUGAAGGAAAAGAAAAAAGAAUGUCAGUAAAGAAUCAUUUUGGUUUAAGUUCACUGAUGCACUUCCUGUUUUACAUGCAGCAUUUCUGUUUCGUAGCCAUUGUGUCCUCUGGACUGGACAGUCGAAGAAAAGCUCAUCUCUGCACUGUACAUUGAAUUUGAACAUUUCACAACUGUGACAUUCCAGCGACAAAUCUGUGAUACCUGAUGUGACAUCACAUCAGAUACAAAGAACACACUGGUCCUUGUUUAGUAUGUCCGCCACUGCUCCACAGUUUGUGUUGUGUUCAUGACCAUUUAUUUAUUCUCUAUAUCCACUGGAAAUGUCCUCCCUUCAAGAAGUUUGAUGACAUAAAUGAAGAGAGUAUGAGUUAAUUCUCAGGGGACUUCAGAUUGUUUUAUUUAAUCAUGAUUUUAUACCACUUAAACAUUGCAGCAAAACAGAAAACUGGUAAAACUCUUUUUUUUUGUUAGUGUCCUGUGGAAUGAUGUCAUUGUGUACAUGGUUUGACUGUUACUAAUUAAAUGAAUGACCUAGCAAGUGUAA